AUGGCAACAACACGCCCCAAGUACGAGGCUGCUCAGACCGAUAUUGAGGGAUACACCCGCAUCAAGCAUACCUAUAUUCGUAUGCGUGACGGCAUCGAACUUUGUGCUGAUCUUUUCUUGCCGUUUGCUGCAUCUAAGGAUGGCCAAAAGGUUCCUUUGAUCUGCAGCAUGGGUCCAUACGGCAAGGAUAUCCAUGCUUCUAUUUUCGGAUUGCCCAAAACGCCCAUCUAUGCUGAUAUGUACACAAAUAUCAAGCCUCUCGGUCCUGACGCCUGCUUUGAAUUAUGUGAGCCCACUAUCUGGUGCAGAGACUACGGCUAUGCCCUUCUUCGGGUCGAUGCUCGCGGAGUCGGAGGUAGUCAAGGGAAACUGGAUCCUUUCGGGAUGGAAAGAUCGCUGACCAUCCAAGCGGAUGCCGAGGGACAGGAUCUCUAUGACGUGGUGGAAUGGGCCGCUGUCCAGCCGUGGUCCACCAGCAAAGUCGCUUUCUCCGGUAUCAGCUACUUUGGAAUGGUGGGCUACUGGGUUGCCAUCAUGUAUCAAGCUAUAAGGCGUGGCGGCAUUUACAGCAACAACUUCCAAUCCCACUGGUACAACAACAUCGUUGUUCCAUCCCAAGGCGGGAAUCAAGAUGGCGUUCUCGCCGAAGAGCAACUCGUUGCCAACCGGGUAGAGUAUCCUAGUCUGUGCGCAACAACUGAAUACCCCACCGACGGGGUCUGGGCUGUCUUUGAUAGAGUCCGCAAAUUGUCCGACAUCGAGGUACCCUUCUACAGCUCCGGUAAUUGGACUGACCCAGAACUCCAUUUGCCGGGAAAUAUUCGCGCCUUUAACGGUAUUUCAUCCAAAGAUAAGUGGUUGGAGAUGCACACGGGAAAUCACUUGGGUGCUUUCUAUGAGCCAGAACACAUUGAAUUGCAGAAAAAGUUCCUGGAUCACUAUCUCUUCAACAAGAAGGACAACGGGAUGCUCGAUGUUCCCCGAAUCAGGUUAGUCCAGCACCACGGUACUGAGACAUUCUACCGCGAAAACGAGGUCGCUUAUCCUCCACCAGACGCAAAGGAUGUCAGCUUCUACUUUACUCCCGAGAAGAAGCUCUCCCUGGCCAAGCCAAGCAGCGCAAAGACUGCCUUCAAAUACCGAGGUUUCAGAGAGAAUAUCAGAUUCGAACUUGAUGCUGCGUUCUCCGAUUCAUUCGAGAUUCUUGGAUCUCCAUAUCUCGAAAUAGAGGUUAGCACCAAGGCCAAGGACCUGGAUCUCUUCGCCUAUCUGCGUGCGCAUGACAGUGAUGGAAAGCCUAUUGUCCUUGCUGGCAACCACGGCGAGCCCAUGGACAAUUUUGCCAGAGGCUUUUUCCGUCUCUCUCACCGUGAUGAAGUUGCAAAAAACUUCGAGAAGGAGCGUGUUCUCAGCCAACCAUCUGUCCCUAAAUCAGAAGUCGUGCCGAACGAGGUCUACACUGUCAUCUUUCCCCUUUACCCAGCGGCCUAUCUAUUUGACGAAGGGCAGACUUUGACCAUGGAGAUUGGCUCGGUAAAUACCCAAAGCACCAUCCCGCCCAUGCGUCAUGAGGGUGGGGACAGAGUGCCAGAGAGAUUUGAGGGAGACAACGUCAUUUUCUCUCAUGGACGAUUGGUUCUUCCUCGGGUGAAACGGUGA
This is a messenger RNA of Penicillium odoratum, 1659 nucleotides long. RefSeq names its product alpha/beta-hydrolase. NCBI's taxonomy places the organism in Eukaryota, Fungi, Ascomycota, Eurotiomycetes, Eurotiales, Aspergillaceae. The transcript is spliced from 4 exons. Bases 1 to 1659 code for a protein of 552 amino acids. The record is from RefSeq and is a predicted model, not a curated record. Gene Ontology annotation, molecular function: dipeptidyl-peptidase activity.